This is a messenger RNA of Plasmodium gallinaceum, 15357 nucleotides long. Its product is annotated as dynein heavy chain, putative. Gene Ontology annotation, cellular component: dynein complex. Gene Ontology annotation, biological process: microtubule-based movement. The transcript is spliced from 11 exons. The coding region runs from base 1 to 15357 and encodes 5118 amino acids. Lineage: Eukaryota; Apicomplexa; Aconoidasida; Haemosporida; Plasmodiidae. The record is from RefSeq and is a predicted model, not a curated record. Gene Ontology annotation, molecular function: minus-end-directed microtubule motor activity; dynein intermediate chain binding; ATP binding.
AUGACUACAAAUAAUAUUGAGAUUAAGCAAAACAUUUUUUUAUCCAACAUAUUUUGCCAUUCAAAUAAUUUAAAAAAUUUAAUAAGCGGAAAUUCUAAAAAAAGAUUUAGAGAACAAAAUAAAGAAAAAAAUUACUUAUCAGCUUACAAUUUUACAUGUGAUAAAAAUGAUAUAAAAGAUAUAUUUGAAGUAGAAGAAAUUUUUGAUAGAGAUUUUUCAUCAAAGGAAAAAAAAUGUAAGUUAUUUGUUCCUUUCAAAAAUAGAAGAGAAAAAGAACCAAGGUUUAUUACAAUAGAAAAAUUAAAAAAGGAAUAUAAAAAUAUUAAUAUAUACGAUAUAUUAAAUGAAAGAAAAAAGUUACUCGAUUUUGAAGAAAUAAAUUUCAAAUGGUCAGAUAUAAUAAAUUACGAUGACUCUUCUUUUGAUAUGUUUACAAUUGAAGAAAUAGUAAAAGAAUUAAAAGAAGAAGAUUAUGAAAAUUUCAUACAUGAGAAUAAGGAAGAAAAGAAAACGAAAUUAGAAGAUAUAAAUAAUGAAAGCAUAAAAAUAAAAGAAAAAUCAAUUGUUCCAUUCAAAGCAAAAGGAGUUAUUUCAUCCAACGUCAAGAUUUUCGAAAGUAUAUUCGAUGAUAUCUAUAUAUAUGGUUAUAAUUAUGAUUCUAAUUUAUUUAAAGUACAAAAAAAAGGAUACAAUGAAUUUUAUGAAAUAGAUAGAAUUCAAUUUUUUUUUACUAGUGAAAACCCAAUUUUGUAUGUAGAAAAAUUAAUUAAUGCUAUUAAAAAUAAAUCAAAUAAUUUAAAAAGAAAAAAAUAUUAUUUAGACAUUGAUAGUAAAUGUAAAAAGAUGAAUUGUAUAAUAAAUGAUGUUAAUGAAAUUAUAGAAAAUAACGAAAGUAUUAAAAAUUUUAAAAAUAUUGAAAAAAUUAAAAACAAUUUAAAUGAUUUCUGUAAUAUAUGGCUUGGAAGAAUUAUUUUAAAUAAUGACUUCAGUAAAUAUUAUGACAAACUUUAUAUUAACAAAAAGGAAAUCAAAUAUUAUAAUUAUGAUUUUGAAAAUAAAAAAAAUAUUAUUAAGCAGUGUGUAUUACUUGAAAAUAAAAAAGUAAUUAAAACAUUUCUAGAUAUAAUAAAUAAGUGUGCUUUAAUUCAAAUAUCUAUAUUUGAUACAUCUAUUACUAGUCCAUUUGAGAUAAAUGAUUUUUUUCAAUUGCAAAAUACAUCAGUUUUAAAAUCUUUUGAAACAGUAAAUAAUAUAUGGAUGAAUGAUAUUAAAUUUACUAUAGAAGAAAACUUAAAAAAUUGCACAAAAGGAAAUUAUAGUUUAAAGGAUAUAUCUAUUGAAACAUUUAAAUAUACAAAAAUAAGAAUUUUUUUUAACAUUUUAAAAUUUAUGAUUGAAAAAAAAAUAAAUGAAAUGUUAAUAAAUAAUAUUGAAAAUUUUAUAAAUAUUUUUGCUAACAAUAUGAAGGACUAUAAAAAAAACAAAAGUUAUAUACCGGUAUUUAUAAUUAAUAUAACUAAAAAAUUUGAUUUUUCAAGAUUUAUAUUAGACAAUAAUCCUAUUUCUUUUUAUGAAAAAUUUGAAGAUUUGCUUUUUUCUACUUUGAUUAAAUAUCAACAAAUAGAAAAAAUAGAAAAGUUAGUUAUACCACAAAUAUUUAAAAAUGAUAAAUUUAUAUUUUAUAAAUCUAUGAAGGAAAAUGAUAUUUUUAUAUCUGAAAAAUUAAAUGAAAUAAGGAAUAUUUUUGAAGAAUCAAAAUUAUUGGUAGAUAAUUAUUUAUCAAAGAUUAAUAGACAUUCAGAUAUUUUAAAUUUUAAUAUCAAUGAUGCUAUAAAAAAUAUUGAUAUAAAUACAAGUGUUGAGCAUAUUCAAAAUAUCAUAAAUAAAAAUUUAGAAAAAAUACAAAUUAUUAAUGAAACAAUUGAAGAAAAUAAAAAUUUAGGAUUGUUUCUAGUAAAAUGUAAAGAUAUCAAACUUUUUAUUAUUAAUGAGAUUAAUAACUAUGUUAAAGCUUUGACUAAUAUUAUUGUUCAGAGAUACAAGGAAAAAUAUACAUCAAAUUUGAUGUUUUAUAAUUCUAUUAUUGUAAGAUUAAAAAAAAAGACAAAUAAAAUUCAAGAGAUAUAUGAAAAAGAAGAAUAUAUAAAAGAUAUGAAAAAAAGUCUUGAUUUUGUUUCUCAUGAUAUUAAAGAAAUAAAUAUUUUAUUUAAUUGUUUAAAUAAAUUAAAUUAUAAAUUUUCAAGUGAUGAUUAUUUAUCAUACUGGAAAAUUAUAAAUAGACCUAGUAAAAUUGAAAAAAUUGUUAAAGAAGUUAAUGAAAAUAUAAUAAAACAAAAAAAUAUUUUAUUAGAAGAAUUGAUAAAUGAUGAAACAAAAUUUCAGAGUAGCAUUGUUGAUAUGAAAGAAAACGUUCAAUCCAUAAAAAGUUUCAGUGAUGAAAAUAAUUACAUAAGCAUAAAUAAAUUUAUUUUGACUGUUCAGAAUCAGCUAGCUGUGUUAAUAAAAGAGUCAAAAGAAAUUAAUUAUCGUGAAAAACUUUUUAAUAUAGAAAUAUCAGAUUUUUCUAUACUUCUCAAAAUUCAAAAUGAGUUGAAUUUGUAUUAUAUAUUUUGGCUAGUAUAUAAAAGCAUAAAAAUGAUGGACGAAAGAUUUGACAAAAAAAUUAACACAUUGAAUUAUAAGAAAAUAGAAGACGAUUUUAAUCUUAUUUUAAAAAAUAUGAAUAAAAUUAAUAAACAUGCUAAUGAAUACUACAAAAAUAAAAAUAGUUUAAUAAAAAAAAUGAACGAAAAAUUAACCUUCUUUAAUUCUUAUGUAUCUUUAUUAAUUUCUUUAAGAAAACCAAGUAUAAAGGAUAGACAUAAAGAACAAAUUGCACAAAUUCUUGAUGAAAAUAAUAAUAUUGAUUUUAAUAAUAUAACAUUUAAUGAUUUAUUAAAAUUAAAUAUAAAUAAUAAAAUUACUAGCAUUAUUAAUAUUUGUGAGAAAGCAAACAAAGAAAACUCUAUAGAAAAGUUUUUAGGAAAAAUCAAAAAUAAUUUUAGUAAGAUAGAAUUUCAAAUGAAACAAGAAGAAAAUAAUAAGAUAUUUAUUAUUUCCAAUAUAAAUGAAAUUUUAACUAAAAUUGAGGAAAAUCUGGUUUUAAAUCAAAAUUUGCUGAUAAUAAAUAUAUAUGAAAUUUAUCAUAGCGAUAUAAUUAAUAAUCAGAAUUUGAUGAUAAAUGCUAAUAAUAUUAUAAACACUUUAAAGAAAAGUCAAAAUUUAUUUUUAUAUUUAAGUAGAAUUUUUAUAUUAACGGAUAUAUCAAAACAGUUGAUUAAUGAAUCGAAAAAAUAUAAAUUAAUCUAUAAUAAUUUUUUAAAUAUGUACAAAUUAAUUGAAGAAGAUAAAAAACUAGAGAAAUUUUGCUCAAGAAAAGAUACAAAAGAAAAAUUAACAGAAUUAUAUAAUAAUUUAAAUUUGCUAUUAAAAAGUAUAAAUGAAUAUUUGGAUUUAAAAAGAGAAAUUUUUAAUAGAUUCUACUUUUUAAGUACUGAUGAUUUAAUAAAUUUGAUUUCAUCAAAUAUCAAUGAUCAAAUAAAUGCUUAUUUAUUUAAAAUAUUCAAUAGUAUAUAUAAACUAGUAAUUGUAAAUGGGCACAUUAUUGCUUAUCAUUCUCAAAGAGGAGAAGAAUUAUUAUUAUGUAAUGAAAUAAAAAUAGAAAAAAAAGAGAUAACAGAGAUAUUGGUUGAAGUAGAAAAGGAGAUGUUUUACAGUGUAAAAAAACAAAUAUAUGAUAAUAUACUUGAAUACCAAAAUUUAAUAGACAUAAAAGAAGAUGAUUUUUUAAAAAAUAAUGAAGAAAAGAUUUAUAAAAGAUAUAAAUCUUAUGAUCGCUGCUCUUAUUCAUCUUGUUCUUCUUCAUCUUACAACAGUUUAAUAUGUGAAAAUAGUUUUACAAUGGAAAAAAAUAAGGAUAAAUAUCAAAUGGAAAAUAAAAAUAAUAUAGAUAAUAAACAUCAAAUAGAAUGUAAAAAUCUUAUAGAUAAUAAUAAUAAUGGUAAUAAAAAUAGCUUAUUAUUAAUGGAAUCUUAUGAACAUAUAAAUAAAAAAAUUAAUUUUGUUUUAAAUAAAAAUAGUCAAUUUGUAUUAAUAAUAAAGAAUUUAUUUUGGUCAAAUUUAGUAGAAUUAUUUUUAAAAUACAAUAAUUUAAAUAAAUAUAAAAAAAUAUUGAAUGAAGAGUUAUAUGAAUAUAUAAAUAUAAUAAAUAAAGUUGAUAAAAAAAAGAGUGUAUUAUUGCAUACCUUGAUAAUAUCUUUAGUUCAUAAUAGAGAUAUUGUAGAAGAAUUAAUUAAAAAAAAAGUAAAUGACUCAAAUGAUUUUAAUUGGUUAAUACAACUGAAAUAUUUUUAUUACAAUAAAAACUUAUAUAUAAAAUAUUUAAAUGAAUCAUAUAUAUAUGGUUACGAAUAUAUUCAUAAUGAUAACAAAAUUAUCUUAACAAAUUUAAUAAAUAAAUAUUUCAUUUCUAUUUUACAUUCCUAUAGUUCUAAAUUGGGGGUGUGUUCUGUAGGAUCAGCAGGAACUGGUAAAACAGAGACAACUAAAUAUUUUUCAAAAUUUGUUGGAAAAUUUUUUUUUGUAUAUAAUUGUAGUAGUAAUAUAAAUUUUGAUUUUUUAAAAAAUUUGUUUUUUGGUAUAGCAACAAAUGGUAUAUUUUUUUGUUUUGAUGAAUUUAAUAGAAUAUCAAUUGAGGCACUAAGCGUGUUAGCUCAACAGUUAUGUAAUUUAUUUAACGCAAAAUCUAAAAAAUUUGUUAUUAAACAUUCAAAAAAAAAAAAAAGCUUGAAAAUAGAUACUGAAGAUAAUUCAAAUGAAAAUAACUCUUAUGAGACAGAUGUAGAAAAAUAUACGAAUGAAAAAGUUAAUUACAAAAUAAAUGAAAAGGAAUCAAAUAUUGAUAAUGAUAAUAAAUUAAAGAAAAAUGUAAAGAACAUACCAUCUAAAAAAAAUAUGCUUUUUUUUGAGGGUAAAUAUAUAAAUAUCAAUGAAGAAUUUAACAUUUUUAUUAUAAUUAAUCCGUUUUAUAAAGGUAGAAGUGUAUUACCUAAUAAUAUUAAAGCGUUAUUUAGAUUUUUCAAUUUUAUUAAACCUGACUUUUUUACAAUUGUAGAAGUUAUGUUAUACUCAAAAGGAUACAAAUAUAGUAAAAUUUUGUCAAAAAAAAUAAUUCUGUUAUUUGAGUUAUGUGAACAUAAUUUAAGUUAUCAAAAACAUUAUAAAUAUGAUUUAAGAACCGUUAAAAAAAUUACCUAUGUUAUGGGUAAAAUAAUAGUAGGUAAUAAUAAUAAUCAAAAUAUUUUUUAUGAAUACAAAUUUUUAUUUAUUGCUAUCAUUGAGUGCAUUAUGCCAUCUAUAGUUAAAAAUGAUAUUUAUCUUUUUCUUAACAUUCUGAAAAAUAUAUUUUAUGAAUUAUAUACUUAUAAUCAAUCAUUAAACACAAAUAAUAAGAAAAAAACUAUUGACUUAAAAAAUAUUUUAUCUAAUAGUAGAAAUAAUGAUAAUGGCAUAUUGCUAUAUUUAAAAAGUUUUUACUGUAAUAUGAAUGAUGAAAACGAAACAACAAAUAAUACAAAAAAAAAUAAUGGGGAAUAUAAUAUUUUUAUGUAUGGAGAAAAUAAUGAAGACACGAAAAAUACUUCUUUAAAUAAGACAAGAAAUGGGUAUAUCAAUACUGAAAAGGAAAAAACAAAAUAUAUAAAAAAUAAUGAAGUCAAUAGUUUUGAAGAAAUAAAUGAUUUAAGAGAAAUGGGAGAUUCAAAAGAUAUAAAUAAAAAUAUGGUUGAUAUAUUAGAUAAUAAUAUAAAUUCAAUAAAAGAAGAACAUAAAAGCAAUAAAACAUUUUUAAAUAAAAAAGAAAUGGCUGAAGAUUAUUUGAAAAACAUGUUAAAAAAAAAAAUGUUAGAAUUAAAUUAUGUUUGUACCAAUAAAUAUGUAAAUAAAUUAAUUCAAUUAUAUAAUAUGAUAAACUUCCACACAGGAAUAUUAUUUUUAUCAUAUCCUUUAUCAAAAACAACAUCAUAUAAAAUAUUAAAUAGAACAAUAAAUACAAUUAAUGAUAGAGAAAUAAUAAAAACAAAAAUAAAUGAUUAUAUUAUAAAUGCAAACGUUGUAAGAGAGCUAGAUUUGUUAGGUUUUUAUGAAGAAGUUUCUAAUAAAUGGGUACAUGGUAUACUAACAAAAAAAAUAUUAGAAAUAAAUUCUAAUUAUAACAGUGACGAAUAUUUAAAUAUAAUAUAUUUUGACUGUUAUUUACAUUCCUUGUGGAUAGAAAAUUUAAAUUCAGUAUUAGACGAAUCAAAAAUUUUGUGCUUAUCUAAAUGUGAUAUUAUUCCUAUUCAUAAGCAUACUCAUUUUAUAAUGGAAACUUAUGAUUUAAAAGAUAUUACAAUGGCAACUAUAAGUAGAUGUGGUUUAAUAAUUUUAAAUGAUUAUGAUUUAAAUAUUGCUGCAUAUAUAUGUUCUUAUAUAAAUAUGUUAUCAAAUAAUUUUGAUACUAUUCAUAAACAUAUUUUAUUAAACUUAUUUAUAGUAUUUUUUUAUAAAUCAUUGCUAUUUAUUUAUAUUAAUAAUUUAUUUGUUUAUACGUUUAACGAAUAUUAUUAUUGUAUAUCCUUUAUUAGAUGUCUUGAUAGCUUGUUUUCCUACUGCUUAUUUGAAAUAAAUAAUUCAAAUAAAAAGGAGAGUUUUCAAAAAUAUAUAACUUCUAUUUUUAUUUAUUCUUUAAUUUGGAGUGUAGGAUCAAAUACUUAUAAAAGAGGAAGAAAAAUUUUUAAUGAUUUUUUAUGCAGAAAUAUUUUAAAAUAUAACUUAAAAUUGAGUUUUGAAACAUUAGAAGGAAGAAUAAUAGAUAUUCGUGAGUUGAAUAAAAAUAAUAGAAACUUUAAUACAUCUUCGGAUAAUCACAAAAAGAGUGAUAUGGAUAAUUUCAUUGAAUAUUCUUUAAAAGAACAAAAUAUAAAAGAUAUUAGUAUGGAAGCAAAGAAAUUUGAAGAAACAGAAAGCAUAUACAUAAAUCAGGAUAUCAAUAUAAUGAAUGGUGAUACUAGAGGAAAAAGUAUUCAGGAAAAUGAAAAAAUAAAUGAUGAUCUGAACGAACAAAUGAGUAACGAAUUGAAUGAAAAAACUAAUAAUGAAUUAUGUGAAGAAGCGAAUGGUAAACAAAGUAAAAGCUACAGUGAAGAUGAUAGUGAAGAAAGUUCAUAUAAUUCAGAUAUAGAUAUAUACAAUGAGAAAAAUAAAAAUAUUGACAACUAUUAUGAAAGCUUAGAUAAUAUAUAUGAUUAUUAUUUAAAAAGUUAUAAAAGAUGUAAAAAUUUAUAUAAGAACUACGAUAUAAAUAUAGAAGGAUCAAAUUGCUCCUUAUUUGCAAAAUCUUAUGGAAAUAAUAGCUCCGAUUCCAAUUCAAGUAAUGACAGUAGAUAUUUAAAAAGAAAAAAAAAAAAAAAGACAUAUAUAAAUAAAUUUGAUACUGAACAUGUAGAUGAUAUAAUUCGUGAUGUAAAUUAUUAUAAUGAUAUUUAUAAUUUAACUGAAACAAAUGAAGAUAAAAAGGAAAAUAAAACAGAUAAUCAUAUAUCCAUAGAAAAUGAGAAAAGCGCAUUUAAUAAUGUGAUGAUUGAAAAGGAUUCAGAUAAUAAUUUAGAAGAAAAAUAUGAUAAUGUGUUUAGUGAACGCAAAGAUAAAAUUAAUGAUAAAAAUAAAUCAAUUUACAAAAAAAAUAACACAAUAAGAUAUAAUGAAGUAAAAAUUGGAAUAAAUUUAUUUGAUUUUUAUUUCAAUUAUCAAAAAAAUGUUUUGAGUCAUUUAAAUAACAAAGAAAAUAAAUUUACAAGCAUGGAAGAAUAUAUGAAUAAUACAGAAAUGAUGAUUAAACAAAAAAAAAACAUUUCGAUGUUGUAUAAUAUUGAUAUAUUUAUAAGAAACAAAAAAAAUAUCAUAAUAUCAGGUUGCAAUAAUAUAGGGAAAUCAUUAGCUGUUGAUUAUUAUUUAAACAAAGUUAUACCAAAAGAUAAAUUUUUUACUGUUGAAUUAUUUUUUUCAAAUAGUACAAAAAGUAAACAUGUAAGAAAUUAUAUUGAAUCUAAAUUAACCAAAAGAAGAAAUAAUUUUUACGGUACAACCAAUAAUAGAAUAUGUGUUUUCUAUAUUGAUGAUAUAAACAUUGAAACUGAUAUUAGUUCAAAAAAAAGAAAUCACUAUUUAUCUUCACAUGAAUUUUUAAGAAUGCUAUUUAAUUAUAAAUUUUUUGUAGACAAAAAUUUGAAUUUAAAAUAUAUUGAGGAUUUAACCUGCUUAGCAACAAUGAACAAUGCAUAUUCAAAUAACAUAAAUAGUAGAUUAUAUAAUAAUUUUAAUAUUAUUUAUUAUAAUAAUUAUAAUUAUAAAGAAAUAUAUAGUAUAUUUUUUAAUUAUUUAAAAUGUUUAUUCAGUAUUUAUGAUAUAAAUAUCAAAAGUUUAGUAUCAAAUUUAAUUGAUAUGCAAAUAAAUAUAUACAAAACACUCAAAGGAAUGAAAUAUAUUUAUAACGAUGGAAAAAAGGAAGAAUUAUUUUUAAAUUUUUUUAAUAUAAACAAUAUUAAAAAUAUUUUUAAAUAUAUAUUUUAUUUAUCAAAAAAUAUAAAUAUUAGAAAAGAGCAAAUGCUACUUUAUUUUUUAUAUGAAAAUAAGUCUUUAUAUGUAGAAAGUUUUAAAUUAAAAAAUAACAAAAAAAGAUGCACUGAAAUAAUAAAAGAUAAUUUUAAAAAAUAUUUUAAUGAAGAAUUUGAAAAAUUAUCUUAUAAAUUUGAUAAUCUAUUAUUCUGUAAUUUUUUAAACUUAUAUCAAAAUGUUUACGAAGAAGUGUACGAUAUAAAUGAUUUGUACAAUUGUGUACAUUCUUAUAUUUCUGAAUAUAAUAAUAAUGAAAAAAUAAAUAUCAUUUUGUUUGAUAAUAUAUUAAUUUAUAUAUGCAAAAUAACAAAAACUUUUAUGAUAGAAAAUUCCCAUAUCCUAUCUAUAGGAAUAAAUGAUACAAUUAAAAAAAAUGUUAAUAAAAUUUGUGCUUUUAUAAUUAAUAAAAAUUUAGUCAUAUCUGAGCUGAAUAAAAAUAGUAAAAAAAAGGUUUUUAAGGAAGAAAUUAAAAGAUGCUUAUUUGAAUGUGGAAUUUAUGGAAAAAAAUGUGUUUAUUAUUUAAAUGAUGAAAAUAGUAAUUUCGAUUUCAUACUAGAAAAUUUAAACAAUAUUUAUAAUUAUAACGAUAGUUAUUUGCUAUAUAACCAAGAAAACUUAAAAAAAAUAUAUAAUGAAUGCAAAAAUAAAUGUGAAGAAGAACAUUUAGUUAGAAAUCUAACUAAUAUUUAUAAUAUUUACAAAAAGACAAUAAGAAAAAAUUUUCAUGUAAGUUUAAAUAUAUCCUUAAACAGUUCUAAUGCAAUUUUAAAAUAUCCUUAUAUUUUAAAAAACUCACAUAUUAUUUAUUUUGAAGAAGAUAAUAAUGAGGGAUUAUAUAUUAUUACAAAAAAUUUUUUUAAAGAUUCAAACAGUAAUAUCAAGAAGUUAAAAAAUGAUGAUGGUAUAGAAGAAAAGGAAGAAAAAAAUGAAAUCAUAGAAGAUAAAGAAAAAAUUGUAGAUAUUUAUGAUAAAAAUGGAGUAUCUAUUGAUCAAAAAGGUGAAAUAGAAGAAAAAAAUAUGAACAAAUUAUGUAUUGAUGACGAUAAAGUCGCUAAUGUAGAAAAUAAGAAAGCUAAUAAAAAUAAUGUAAAUUAUGAUAAAUUAGACAAUUGUGAAAACGUUGAUGCUAAUAAAAACAUUACUGAUAAUAACAAUUUUCUUCAUGGAUCUAGAGUUGAUGAUAGUAAUGAUAAAAUUAAUGUUGACAUAGAAAAUGAUAAUUAUAAUGUAAAUGAAAAAAUUGACAUUAAAUAUAAGAAAAUUUGUGUUGAUAAUAAAAAAAAUGAAGAUACUAAUGAACUUUUACAUGAAGUAGAUAUUGAAAUGGUAAAUUAUGAAAAGGAUUUUAAAUGUUUAGAAAAUAUAAUAGAAAACAAAAUACUAAUUAGAAUUCAUAAAGAGAUUAUAUUAUUAUCCAAAAAAUAUUACGAGGAAAAAAAAAUUAAUGUAUGCAUAAAUUCAAAUAAAUAUAUUCAUUUACUUCACUAUUUUGAUUACUUUUAUAAUUUAAAGAAAAUCGAAUUUGAUAAGAAUAUUAAUUUGUAUAGCAAAGCAUUAAGUAAGUUACAUAAGUGUGAACAAGAUAUAAAAGUUAUGAAAAAUCAUUUAUUAAACAUCCAACCUAUACUAAACAGUACAAAUAUUGAAAUGAAGAAAAAAGUAAACGAAAUAGAGAGAGACACUAAAGAUGCUUAUGUGAAACGAUCAGAGAUAAAAAAAAAAGAAAGUGAGAUGAAAACUAAAAUAAAGAAUAUUACCAACUUAAAAAACGAAGUUAAUGAAGAAAUUUCAAAAAGUUUUGCUUUAUUAAAUGAAUCAUUAAACAAUUUAAAUAAAUUAAAAGUAGAGCAUUUAAGAGAAUUAAAAGCAUUUGUAAAUCCACCUUCUAUUGUUGUUAUGGUAAUACAAUGCAUUUUAACUUUUCUAAAAGAAGAUGAAAAAUAUCUACAAUCCAAAAUUAUCAAACCGAAAACAGUAAAUUAUUGGAUAUUAGCUCAAAAAACUAUUUUUAGGGAUUCCAAAGUAUUUUUAGAUAACUUAAAACAUUAUGACAAAAAUUUGAUAGAAGAAGAAAUGAUAGUAAAAAUUACACCACUUAUUAAAAAUAAAAAUUUCAAUCCUAAAUUUGUAAGAAAAGCUUCGAAAGCUUGUGAAACUAUGUGCCAAUGGAUACUUGCUAUUUAUCAUUACUUUAUUAUUAAUAAAGAAUUAAAACCGAAAAAAGAAGAAGUUGUUAUGUUAGAAAAAGAAAUUAAUAAAGAAUUAGAAUAUUUAGAAGUGUGUAAGGGAGAAUUAAAUAUUGUAAACAACAACUUAAGCCGAUUAGAAAAGGAAAAAGAGGAAAUUACAGAAAAACAGAAUAAAUUAGUUGAAAAAAUAGAAAAUAUAAAACAAAAAAUUAAAAGGUCUAAAAUAAUUUUAUCUUGUUUGUUAGAUCAGGAAAUUAAGUGGAAUAUCAAAAAAAAUUCUUUUAAAAAAAAAAGAGAUUUACUUAUUGGAAAUUGUAUAAUUAUAUCGUCUCUUAUGAAUUAUAUUUCUUAUUUUUCUUAUGAAUAUAGAACCAUUAUUAAGUUAAAAAUUCAAAAAAUUUUAAACUCUUUUAAAAUAAAAUAUUCUAAAAAUAUAUCCAUAUACAAAUUUUUAGAAUCUAAAAUUAACUUAGAAAAAUGGAUAACUUAUGGAUUAACUAACAGUAAAUUUUAUUUUGAAAAUGUAGUAAUAAUGAACAAUAGUAUUAAAUAUAAUUUGUUAAUUGAUCCUCAUUUUAUAGUUACUAGUUUUUUGAAAAAUUUUUAUCAUAAAAAAAAAGAUGUAGAAGUAUUGAGGAAUAACAGUUCUAAUUUUAUUGAUAAAAUUGAAAGAUAUAUGCAACUUGGAAAUAUUAUAUUAUUUACUCAUUAUGAUGAUGAUGCAAGUAUAUUAUUUUCUUCUCUUUUUAAUUAUAAAAUUAAUAAGAGCAUAAAUGAUUUUAAAAAUGUUAAAUCUAGAGUUAACUGUAUUUCUUCAAAAGAAACAAUCAAUAAUUUAAGCAAUUAUGAUAUUGCAAAUAAAGAGGUAAAUACAACAAAUAGUCUUAAUAAUACAAAAAAUAAUUGUGUGAAUUUUAAUAAUAAAAUUAUUACUAUUAAUAGUUCCUUUAAUAUAUAUUUUAUUGUAUAUGGAAAUACAUAUUUUGAUGAUAGUACUCAAAAUUAUCUUAAUAUAAUUGAUUUUAAUAUCAAUUUAAAAAUUUUAGAAGAAUACUUUUUAGAAAACCUUAUAGAAAAAUUGUCUAAAUCAUCCAACGAAAAUAGAAGGAUACUAAUUCAUCAAAUUCAUGAUUUAAAUAACCAAAUGAUGAGUAAGGAAAAUGAAAUCUUAAAUAUUAUGAAUUAUAAGGAGGAUAUUUUAAGUGACGAUAGUGUUGUCGUUACAUUUGAAAAUGCUAAUAAUUUGUUUCAUGAAAAUAAAAAAAAAAUUAAAGAAUUUAAAAUAAAUAAAAAAGAGAUUAUGAAAAUAAGACAAAACUAUAUAAGUAUGUCGGAACAUAUAUCUAUAAUUUACAUAUGCAUAGAUAAUUUAAUAUCCUUAAAUCCAUUUUAUAAUUUUUCCAUUUUAUCUUUUGUUAAUUUGUUAAAUAUAAGCAUAGAUAAAUCAGAGGAAAAUAAGAUAUUCGAUAAAAGAAAAAAAGAUAUUUUAAAUAUUUUCACACAAAAAAUUCAUUAUGAGAUUUCAAGAACACUAUCAGAAAAGCAUCAACAAAUCUUCUUCUUUUAUUUGGUAUGUAUGAUAAAUAUAUAUAAGAAGGAAAUUGAAUACGAUGAUUACUACUUUUUCAUAUAUGAUAGUUACCCAGAAAAUUGUAAAAUAAAAAACGAAAUUGUAAAAAUGGUAACAGAAAAGGAGAAAAGGAAGAAAGAAGAAAAAGAAAAAAAAAAAGAAAAAGAAAAAGAAAAGAUGGAAGAAUUUGAAAAAGACAAAGAAGGAAAAGCUGAAGAAAAAGAAAAAAGCAAUAAUAAUAAUAAUAUUGUUAAUGAGGUAGAAAAUAACGAAAAUGAAAGUACUACAGAAAAUAAUGAUACAUCCUCAGUGGAAGAAAAUAAUGUAAAAGGUGAAAAUGAAAAUUAUUCAUUAUUUGAUGAAGUAUCUUUGCAUAAUCUUGAAUCAGAAGGUAGUGAAGAUAAUGAUGAAGAAGAGAAAAUUGUAAAAGAAAGCAAAAAAGGAAAAAAAGAUAGUAUUAUAAAUAGUAAUUUAAAAAUGAGUAAUAUUAAGUAUAUGCAAUUGCAAAAAACAAAUGAAAACGACGAUUUUAUGAAUUUAUAUGAUAAUAAUCUCCUUAUAGAAAAAGAAAAUAAAGAUGAUGAGGAAACAAAAUUUGUCUUUGAUUUUGAAACUAAAAAAUUAUCAUGGUUAAAUAUGAAAGAAUAUAUUAGCAUAAAAAAAUUAAUAAAAAAAGAAAAGUACUAUCUUUUUUUUAAAAAGGUUUUUAAUGAAUAUGAACAUAUUUUUAGAAGCAUUAAAACUGAUCAUACAAUUUUACAACAUAAAAACAUUAAGAAUUUAUUGAGUAAUUUUGAAAAAUUAAUUAUUUACAAAAUUUUUAGAUUUGAUGUAUUGAAUAUAAAUAUAAAUAACUAUGUGGAUAAAUAUUUGAACAUUACUUCUCCAAGAUAUCCAAAAGAUUUAUAUAAAUGUUAUGAACAUUCAUCAAAAAAUAAGUUAAUAUUAAUUUUAUCAGAACGCCAUUUAAAUACUGCAAGUGAAAUUAUGAUAUUAAAUGAAAAAAUUACAGGAAAAAAUAAUUUAAUUAUAUAUAAUAAAAAUGACAAAAAUUAUUUAAUUCAAAUAUUAAAUGAUUCUAUUAAAAAUGGUUUUUGGGUAUUGAUUGAAAAUGCUCAUUUAAAUAUUCAUCUAAUUUUAGAAAUUGAAAAAUAUAUAGAAAUUUGUAACAUUCAAUAUUCUAAUCCUGAAUUUAGAAUAUGGAUAAGCACGAAUUCCGUUAAUUCCUUCCCAUAUUAUUUAUUAAAAUUAUGUGUAAAAGUAACAUUUGAAAAUGUAUAUAAUUUAAAGUCGUGUUUACUAAAUAUUUAUUCCAAUAUAGAAAAAGAAGAGGAAAAGGAAGAAGAAGAAAAUCAAAAAGAAGAUGAAGAUGAAGAUGAAGAAGAAAAUAAGGAAGAAGAGUUAGAAGAUGAUAGUGAAUAUGAAGAAGAAAAUGAAGAAUAUGAAAAUGAUGAAGAAGAUGAUAAUGAAAAUGAAGAGGAUGAUGAUAGUUAUAGUGAAAAUCUACCUAGAAAAAAAAAAAAAAGAAAUAUAAAAAGAAAUGAAAAUGAAAGUAUUUUAAUAAAUAAAUUAAAUUUUAGUUUAUGCUUUUUUCACGCCUUAAUUCAAGAAAGAAACAAAUUUAAAAAUAAGGGAUUUAAUAACUAUUACGAAUUUACUGAUAUAGAAUUAAAAUUAUCUAAAGAAAAUAUAUGUAAAUUUUUUAAUAGUAAAAAUAUUGAUAUUAAUUUAUUAAUAUACUUAAUUGGAAAUAUUAUAUAUGGUGGUAUCAUAAUAGAUUUAAAUGAUCAAAAAUGUUUUAAUAGUAUUCUAAAAAAGUAUAUAAAUGAAAAAAUUACUUAUUCAAAUAAUGAAUAUAAAUUUAAUAAUAAUUAUUAUUGUCCUCAUAGUUCAAAUAAAAAUAUUUUUUUACGAUAUAUAAAAUCAUUGCAAUUUAUUACUGACUUUUCUAUUUUUAAUUUACACCCAUCUCUUAACAUUUUGUACUUAAAAAAUUACAAUAUGAAAAUUUUAAAAAAUUUAGAACGUUUAGAAUGUAAUGUAAUGAAAGAAAAAACGAAUGUUCAUGUUUUGUUUAUAAUUGAUGAAUUAAAAAAAAUUCUUCCUUCUUUUAUUGAUACUAAUGUGUUAAAUGAUUUAUUUUUAAAUAAUUUAAAUUGUUCUAUUAUUACAUUUUUGAAUAUUGAAGUAGAGAAAUAUAAUAAUUUAUUAAGAAUUAUUUAUGAUGAUUUAACUAAUAUUAUUAAUUUUAUAAAAGGGAAAACUAAUUUUAAAAAUAUAUGUCAUACAUAUAAUUCAAUAAUUAAUUUAUCUAUUCCUAAAAGAUGGAUAACUAAUUCUUUUUAUUCUGAUUUACAAAUCUUCCAUUUUGCUAAAUUAAUAAAAUUAAAAAUUUCUUAUAUAAAUAAAUACAUAAUUAACUUAGAUAAUAAAAUAUUUAAUUUAGCAUCUUUUAUGUCUCCAAAAAGUUUAAUGCUAGCUAUAAGAGAAAAAUUUAGUAAAGAAAUUAGAGUUGAUGCAAAUAAUAUAAAAUUAAAAUAUGAAAUUUCUAACUACUUUAAUGAAAAAGAUAUAAAAGAAGAUAACUAUUUUAUAGGUGGUAUAUUUAUAGAAGGAGCUGCUUUUGAUGUAGUAAAUUUAAUAAUAAAAGAUUCAUCAUCUAAACAAUUAUAUUAUCCUAUGCCUUUUAUAAAAAUACAUUUUGCUAACAAAAAAAUACCUAAUCUUAAAAGUAGAACUAAUAAUUUUAAUUUCCAUAUUUUUAAAUGUCCCAUUUAUAAAAACAUAAAUAAAACAGAUAAUAAUUUGGAUAAUAACGAACCUAUAUUUUAUUUAAAAUUCAAUUCAAAAGAGAAAAGUGAAAAAUGGGUAGAGAGAAAUGUUUCGGGUGUAUUAAUAUUAAAAUAA